CUCCCCUCUCCGUUAGUAGUACUGUCGCUCUCUGAUGACGUAGUCGGUGUUUUUACCAUGGCGGCUAUCUUCUAAUUGAUAGGAAAAUGUGUGUUUUGUAGCUGCAAGAACGCUCGUAGUUUCUCAUAAAAAUUCACAACAUAUUCCUUUCAGAAUGAAUAACAGAACGUCUUAUUUUUAUGACCCAGACGUGGGCAACUUUCAUUAUGGUGCCGGCCACCCCAUGAAGCCCCACCGUCUGUCUCUGACUCACAGUCUGGUGCUGCACUAUGGACUCUACAAGAAAAUGAUGGUGUUCAAGCCAUACAAAGCGUCUCAGCACGACAUGUGUCGGUUCCACUCUGAAGACUACAUAGACUUCCUGCAGAAGGUCAGUCCCAACAACAUGCAGGGCUUCACCAAGAGCCUCAACACUUUCAACGUGGGAGACGACUGUCCUGUGUUUCCAGGUCUUUUUGAGUUUUGCUCAAGAUACACAGGAGCCUCCUUACAGGGGGCCACACAGCUCAACCACAAGAUCUGCGACAUUGCCAUCAACUGGGCUGGAGGGUUGCAUCAUGCCAAGAAAUUUGAGGCGUCUGGGUUUUGUUACGUAAAUGACAUCGUCAUCAGUAUACUGGAGCUUCUCAAAUACCACCCGAGGGUUCUGUACAUCGACAUAGACAUUCACCAUGGUGACGGCGUACAGGAAGCCUUUUACCUGACCGACCGCGUCAUGACUGUGUCCUUCCACAAAUACGGGAACUACUUCUUUCCAGGAACAGGUGACAUGUACGAGGUGGGAGCAGAGAGCGGCCGCUACUACUGCCUCAACGUUCCCCUCAGAGACGGCAUCGACGACCAGAGCUACAGGCAGCUGUUCCAGCCGGUCAUCAAACAGGUGGUGGACUUCUACCAGCCGACCUGCAUCGUCCUGCAGUGUGGAGCAGAUUCUCUGGGCUGCGACAGACUCGGCUGCUUCAACCUCAGUAUACGAGGACACGGAGAGUGUGUGGAGUUCGUAAAGAGCUUCAGGAUCCCUCUGCUGGUCCUGGGAGGGGGGGGGUACACGGUCAGGAACGUGGCUCGCUGCUGGACCUUUGAGACCUCUCUGUUAUUGGACGAACCCAUCAGUGAUGAGCUGCCUUAUAGCGAAUAUUUUGAGUACUUUGCUCCAGAUUUCACGCUGCAUCCAGAUGUCAGCACCAGGAUAGAGAACCAGAACUCCAGACAGUAUCUGGAGCAGAUCCGUCAGACGGUGUUUGAGAACCUGAAGAUGUUGAACCACGCUCCCAGCGUCCAGAUCCACGACGUGCCCUCCGACAUACUAAGCUACGAACGCACCGACGAGCCCGACCCCGACGAGAGGGGGGGGGAGGAACCCUACACCAGACCCGAGGCAGCCAAUGAGUUCUACGACGGUGACCACGACAACGACAAAGAGAGCGACGUAGAGAUUUGACCCGAGGAUGAAAGGGGCGGAGCUUUCCCUGCAGCGUUCUGUUACAUCACAUCAAACAUCACUUCAUGACCGCAGCUUUUACAGAAACUACAUUUCUGGAAGGACUGAAAAGACUCGAGCUCUGUUCCUGCUUUCUUUUAGAAGGUCCUCUUUUUAAAAGUCCUCAAUCAGCCGCCAUCUUGGUCCUUUACACCACCGACACUCAUCAGAACAGCCAACCUACACACAGCAGUAUUCCCAUUUCUUGUUGGAGCCAUCACUUACCGUUACAACAGGAAGAGCCCAGAUCACAUACUCUUUAAUAAUCCUGGCCAUAUCCAUAUGAUAUUACUUCUUUGAAGCACCGUCCACUGGUAUUCAAAACGUAUAUUUUAGAUUUUGACUAUAGACUUUUUCUCACUUGUUGUCUUGUUCAUGUUAUCAUAGUAAGGAAAUGUUUUUGACUUUUGAAGGAGGGAAAUCUCAUCUGAACCAAAGUUAUUUAAUCAACGGAGUUACAUUUGUAAACAGCAGAUGUCACAUCAAAAGGCAAUGUUUUUAUCAUCCGAAAUGUCAAGCAGGUGCUGUGUGACAGAAGUCAGUGUAACAUGUGAAGGCACUCUUUGAAGAAAACUAACACCAGGUGUCAUUGGAAAAGAUGUGAGGAGUUGUUUCACUUGCAAGGAACUGUCCAAGUGCCUGCAACGAUACAUUAGCCUCCUUUAAUCUGACUAAAUCUUAAGAAGACUUAUUAUUUGACAGCCCCUGUGUAGUUGUCAGAAUGUUUUUCUACAAUCCUACAAUUAUUCAGGUGCCUUACAGCUCAGUGAAGUCAAACAUUGGUUUAGAGCUGGGCACUUUAUAAACUUCCCUUUUUACUUGAUUUGGACUGGAACAUCGAUCAAUGAGGCAACUAGACCUAUUUACAUUCCUUUCUCUUUACUCCUGGAUACUCGGCCCAUUACUGUAUAUAUACAUGAAUAAAUGUAUGAACUGUGAGUGUGUUCAUAUUGUAGAAGAUGACACCUGUGGCGAUUGUUGUUUAGGUUGUUAAACAUUUUUGUAAAGAAUCAAGUUGAAAUACGUUCUAUUAUCUGCCACCUCACGACCUCUUUUAGCCAGAAACAGUUUCAUGUGAUUUUUUGAUAUUGUCUACUUUUGUUUUUAAUAAAAAUUCUACAAAUUGAAAAUAUUUGAAAAUGGAAAA
Messenger RNA from Trematomus bernacchii (emerald rockcod), 2627 nucleotides. It is a transcript of the gene hdac3, whose product is annotated as histone deacetylase 3. Gene Ontology annotation, molecular function: histone deacetylase activity. Lineage: Eukaryota; Metazoa; Chordata; Actinopteri; Perciformes; Nototheniidae. The record is from RefSeq and is a predicted model, not a curated record. The transcript has 15 exons. Bases 155 to 1441 code for a protein of 428 amino acids.